This is a messenger RNA of Drosophila grimshawi, 1464 nucleotides long. RefSeq names its product probable cytochrome P450 303a1 (gene Cyp303a1). The record is from RefSeq and is a predicted model, not a curated record. The coding region runs from base 1 to 1464 and encodes 487 amino acids. NCBI's taxonomy places the organism in Eukaryota, Metazoa, Arthropoda, Insecta, Diptera, Drosophilidae. Gene Ontology annotation, molecular function: monooxygenase activity; iron ion binding; oxidoreductase activity, acting on paired donors, with incorporation or reduction of molecular oxygen. The transcript has a single exon.
AUGCAUUUUGUACCAAUUGAAUCAAUCUAUCAUUCUAACCACAAUCCAGGUCCACGCUGGUUUCCGAUUGUUGGCAGUGCUCUGCAGAUAUCUCAACUGCGUGUGCGGCUUGGAAUGUUCUGCAAGGUGAUCGAUGAGCUGGCCCGGCGAUAUGUCAAUCCAUAUGGUUACUAUGGCCUGAAAAUUGGUAAGGAUAAGGUUGUGAUUGCGUAUACGAACGAUGCCAUUAGUGAGAUGAUGACCAACGAGGAUAUUGAUGGUCGUCCCGAUGGCAUCUUCUAUCGCCUGCGCACUUUUAACGCCCGCCUGGGCGUCCUGCUGACCGAUGGUGAAAUGUGGGUGGAGCAGCGUCGCUUCAUCUUGCGGCAUCUCAAGAAUUUUGGAUUCGCACGCAGCGGCAUGAUGGCCAUUGUCCACAAUGAGGCCAGUUGUCUGCUGCAGAAUUUGCGCUCGUGUGUAAAGGCAUCGGGCGGCAAGCAGGCGCGGAUCGAGAUGCAUGAUCUGACCAGUGUGUAUGUGCUGAAUACUCUGUGGUGCAUGCUCAGCGGACGACGCUAUGAGCCAGGCUCACCGGAAAUAACCGAAUUGCUGGAAACGUUCUUCGAGCUGUUCAAGAAUAUUGACAUGAUGGGUGCCCUGUUCAGUCAUUUUCCACUAUUGCGCUUCAUUGCGCCCGACUAUUCCGGGUACAAUGGCUUUGUGGACAGCCAUCGAGCUUUGUAUGAAUUUAUGGGCAAGGAGAUUGAGCUGCAUCGCUGCACGUAUCGCAAUUAUGAUGAGCCACGCGAUUUAAUGGAUAGCUAUUUGCGUGCCCAGGAGAGCAGCGACAGUUCCAUGUUCAGUGAUGCUAGCCUUUUGGCCAUAUGCCUGGACAUGUUCCUCGCUGGCUCGGAGACGACGAACAAGAGUCUGGGCUUCUGUUUCAUGCAUCUGGUUAGGCAGCCAGAGAUGCAGGAGCGUGCCUAUGCUGAAAUCAAGGAGGCGGUCGGAUUGGAGCGCAUACCCGAAUGGUCGGAUCGGGCCAAGAUGCCCUACUGCGAGGCCAUCACCUUGGAGGCGGUGCGCAUGUUUAUGAUGCACACCUGCGGUAUUCCACAUCGUGCCGUUUGCGAUACACGUCUAUCUGGCUAUGAGAUACCCAAGGACACAAUGGUGAUUGCCUGCUUCCGUGGCAUGCUCAUCAACGCCGUCGACUUUCCGGACCCAGAAAUAUUUGAUCCGACACGCUAUCUGAUCGACGGGCAAAUCAAAUUGCCAGAGUCGUUCAAUCCGUUUGGCUUUGGGCGGCAUCGUUGCAUGGGCGAUUUGCUGGCACGUCAGAAUCUGUUUAUGUUGACCACAACGCUGCUGCAGCACUUCAGGCUGGUGGCCAUUCCUGGCCAGAUGCCCGAGGAGGUACCACUCGAGGGUGCUACGGCGGCGGUGAAGCCAUACGAUGCCAUGCUAGUGGCAAGAUUGUCCUAA